AUGAUUAUCUGAGGUUCGAGGAGGGGAGCGAGGCUUAUCACAGAUGUGAAAAGUUUCGUCGUAUGGAGAUCGGCGGCCACUGUGCCCUCGAUUGGGGUGCUCUAGAAGAGGUCGCGGAGGCGGCGAGAGCCCGAGGGCUCAUCGGAGACGAUACUCCAUGGUCGAGGUUGUUCGAUAUGGCAUACACGCCGUCUUACAGGGUCAUGGCGUGUGAGUUUUUGUCGAGUUUCGACUAUGCUCCCAGGCCUGCAGACCGUCCAGAGGAGGAUGACGAUGAGGACGACCCGUUGAUAGAGGUUAGCUUUCGUCUAGCGGGGCAGUGGCAUUUGAUGUCACUCAGACAGUUUGCCGAGCACUCCGGCCUUUACAGGGUGGAGGAGUUAGACACCCCCAUCUACACCGACGGCAUAUGGAUGCCCCCCCGUACGACUCUGAUGCGGUUCUGGCAGGUGAUCAGCCAGCAUCGCUUCGGCACGACGUCGAAGCAGAGGGCUUCCUAUAUCACUGAUCCCCUCUACCGCUACCUGCACAAGCUUAUUGCCACAUCUAUAACACCACGCGAGCAGAGUCGCGAGUGGUGCACUCAGGGGGAUCUCUUUCACCUGUACUGCCUUAUAUGGGGGGAGUGGUGCGCCCUCCAUCGCUGCCUAGCCAGUGGUUCGCGACGGCGUUCCACAGGCAGGACAGGAGGGAACGGGCAGGUCUUCGAGCCCGUCGCUCUCCCAAACGAGCUACCGGAGUUGCUUCCGGAGCCGGCACAGGGUGAGGGUCAGCUGGCGGAUGGUGAUGCCGUAGAGGGCGACGUCGGCGAUGACGACGAUGGUGACCACGUUGAGCCACCACCAUCUCCCCCGCCGGUUCCAUUUCCGUUAGGUGCUCUGGCACAGCAGGCGCAGCCACAUGGGGUGCCUCAGUACCCCCAGCACGUAUUCAACGACGAGCUCGAUCCAGCUGUGGCACGUGCGUUGGCUGAGUUGGAGGACCGGAUGCGGGCGCGGAUGGAGGCCGUUCACGGCCGUAUGGAGCGUCUUCUCAUGGAGGCGAUCCAGGCAUUCCGGCGUGGUGAGCAGUCCGGUUCGGAUCAAGGGGCGGGGACCUCAGGCACUGUGGGGGCGGGGCCCUCAGGCACCACUCAGGAUCCACCGCUUUAG
This is a messenger RNA of Helianthus annuus (common sunflower), 1151 nucleotides long. RefSeq lists its product as uncharacterized. The coding region runs from base 63 to 1151 and encodes 362 amino acids. The transcript is spliced from 3 exons. The record is from RefSeq and is a predicted model, not a curated record. NCBI's taxonomy places the organism in Eukaryota, Viridiplantae, Streptophyta, Magnoliopsida, Asterales, Asteraceae.